This is a messenger RNA of Labrus mixtus (cuckoo wrasse), 5095 nucleotides long. Its product is annotated as phosphofurin acidic cluster sorting protein 1. Gene Ontology annotation, molecular function: transmembrane transporter binding. NCBI's taxonomy places the organism in Eukaryota, Metazoa, Chordata, Actinopteri, Labriformes, Labridae. Gene Ontology annotation, biological process: protein localization to plasma membrane. The record is from RefSeq and is a predicted model, not a curated record. Bases 482 to 3199 code for a protein of 905 amino acids. The transcript is spliced from 24 exons.
AAGAGGCGUAGCUCGUUGGUCGCUGCUCAUUGUGCGACUCGAGCGAGAGAAAUUUCCGCUUCCUGCACCGAUAAACAACAACCGACCAGGCAACACACAACGAGCCGACACGAAGUUGAGGCGCAGGGGGGACAGGGAGAGAGUGAACACCGCGGGAUUUACCGCCUGUCUCGGGGUUAAAACACCCCCCCGCGCCCCCCGACGACUGCAAUAUGUUUCCACUUGCAGGCGGCGAAUAGCACCAGACGGACCAACUUUCCGCUUGCAUUGUACGCGGGAGCGUUUUACGCAUUUUGCACCACCAAGGAGGCUUUAAAAAAAAAAAAAAAAAAAAAAAAGGCAAAGAAAGGAGGAGGAAGCGGCACCGGGCAAAAAAAAAAAAAAAAGGGACACCGCAAAACCACACAAGGAGUAGCCAGGCUACUACGGGUAUUCCUCCGAAUCAGCUCCGCCUGAAAAAGCACCGUCUCCAGCCUCCAGGAUGUCGGAGCGAGGAGGGCUCCCGCGGACUGGGGGCGUCCCUUCGCCGCACAUGCAGCCCUCCAAGCCGGUCAGCAUCACCUCCAACCGGCCGGUCCACAUGAACCUGUACGCCACCUGGGAGGUCGACCGCUCCUCGCCCAGCUGCGUGCCGAGGCUCUUCAAUCUGACCCUGAAGAAGCUGAUUAUGCUGAAGGAGCUGGAUAAAGACCUCACCUCUGUGGUCAUCGCCGUCAAACUGCAGGGCUCCAAGCGGAUCCUUCGCUCCAACGAGAUCCUGCUGUCCUCAGCGGGGCUGACAGAGACCGACCUGCAGCUCACCUUCUCCCUGCAGUAUCCGCACUUCCUAAAGAGGGACGCCAACAAGCUUCAGAUCAUGCUGCAGCGACGGAAGAGAUACAAGAACCGGACCAUCCUGGGCUACAAGACCCUGGCCCUGGGACUCAUCAACAUGGCCGAGGUGAUGCAGCACCCAAGUGAAGGCGCCCAGGUCCUCGGGCUCCACAGCCAACUUAAGGACGCCUCAGUGCCCGUCGCAGAGAUCCGAGUGUACUCCCUGUCCAGCCAGCCCAUCGACCACGAGGGCCCUAAAGCGAAGAUGUCUGAUCGAUCUCCAGACAUCGACAACUACUCUGAAGAGGAGGAGGAGAGCUACUCGUCAGAACAGGAAGGCAGCGAUGACCCCAUUCAUGGACAGUAUCUAUUUGACGAAGAAGACGAAGUGAGGAAGAAGAAACCGAGACGCAAGCUGCCUUCAAAUGCCGCCAUCACCAGACAACCCAACAUCAAGCAGAAGUUUGUCGCCUUGCUGAAAAGGUUUAAAGUCACCGAUGAGGUCGGUUUCGGCCUAGAGCAUGUCUCCAGGGAGCAGAUCCAGGAGGUGGAGGAGGACCUGGACGAGCUCUACGACAGUCUGGAGAUGUACAACCCCAGCGAUAGCGGGCCGGAGAUGGAGGAGACCGACAGCAUCCUCAGCACCCCCAAACCUAAGCUAAGGCCGUACUUUGAGGGAAUGUCUCAGUCCAGCUCGCAGACGGAGAUCGGCAGUCUGAACAGUAAAGGCAGCUUGGGGAGAGACCCCUUCAGUCCGCAGGGGGAGCAGCAUCCACUAGAGAAGAUGAAAACCUCCCGCAGCCGCAACCUGGAGGAGGCGCUGUCUGAGACCGACACACUGGAGCUGACAGAUCAGGAACUGUUUGCCGAGGUGGGCCCCUGCAUCACCGUGUCAGUGGCCGAGAAACCCCGUACCCCCAUGAAGAGCAGCAAAAGUGAGAGCCAGGCCAUGCCGUCACCGAGGUUGGACGGAGGCCACACCCCCCGACAGAAGCGCAUCAGCACGCCCAUGAAGGAGCGACAGCUGUCCAAACCCCUGAGCGAACGCACAAACAGCUCCGACUCCGAGCGCUCCCCGGAGCUGGGGCACAGCGCGCCGCUUCUCAGGAAGCUGGUGUACGACCAGCUGAACCAGAUUCUGUUGUCGGAUGCUGCGCUGCCAGAGAGCCUGAUUUUGGUGAACGGCACGGACUGGCAGGGACAGUAUGUCGCCGAGCAGCUCCAGGUGCAGAGGCAUCCCGUGGUGUGCACGUGUUCGUCGGCCGAGAUCCAGGCCGUCCUGUCUGCCGUGCUCACUCGCAUACAGAAAUUCUGCAACUGUAACUCGUCCAUGCCGCGUGCCGUCAAAGUGGCGGCGGUGGGCAGCCAGAGUUACCUGGGAGCGAUCCUGCAGUUCUUCGUCACCCAGCUCGCCAACAAGACGUCCGACUGGCUCAACCACAUGCGCUUCCUGGUCGUGCCGCUGGGCUCCCAUCCUGUUGCCAAACAUCUCGGCGCCCUGGACAACCGCUACAGCUCCUCCUUCCUGGACGGAGCGUGGAGAGACGUGUUCAGCCGCUCCGAGCCGCCGCAGACAGAUCAGCUGGAUGUAGCGGGGAGAAUCGCGCAGUACAUCAGCGGAGCCACCGUCACGCACCAGCUUCCCAUCGCUGAGGCCAUGCUCACGUGCAAACACAGGACGCGAGAUGAGGACUCGUACCAGAAGUUCAUUCCUUUCAUUGGGGUGGUUAAGGUCGGUCUCAUCGAGUCUGGUCAGUCUCCAACAGGAGACACCGACGAGGGCGUGGCGGUGAGCUUGGCCGUCCCCUCCACGUCUCCCCCGUCCCACGGCUCCCCCACGGGGAUAAUUAAAGAGGCGGCCACGCCCCCGUCCUCCCCCUCCAUGGGCAGCGUCCUCUCAGUGCAGGGGAGCCCGAGCAUGUCCCACGGCGUGGACGCCAUCGGCCUGCAGGUGGAUUACUGGCUCGCCUCGCUGGCGGAGAAGCGGCGGGAGGGCGAGCGACGCGACACGAGCUGCAAGAACACGCUGAAGAGCGCCUUCCGCUCGCUGCAGGUCAGCAGGCUACCAGGAGGGGGCAGUAGCGACCCGCAGGCCCAGGUCAGCACCAUGGCCAUGACGGUGGUCACGAAGGAGAAGAAUAAGAAAGUUCCCACCAUCUUCCUGGGAAAGAAGCCCAAGGAGAAGGACGUGGACUCAAAGAGUCAGGUCAUUGAAGGCAUCAGUCGCCUCAUCUGCUCGGCCAAGCAGCAACAGACCAUCCUGAAAGUGUCCAUAGACGGCGUGGAGUGGAACGACGUGAAGUUCUUCCAGCUCGCCGCCCAGUGGCCCACACACGUCAAAUACCUACCUGUCGGACUUUUCGGCUACAGCAAGCCGCCCUCCUAGGGGUGAAGACCCCCGAGCGUCAGCAGCCCACAGAGCUGAGCGGACUGACUUCUUUCUUUCUUUAGUUUCAGUUUGGCUACAGUCAUCUUGUGUCUUUUUUGGGGAGGAGGAGGAAGAGGAGUGCUGUUACUAGUCACUUUAACGCCCCCUUUUUUGUGUGCGUGGCGAGUGCGUGCACACGUGAAUGUACAGUGUGUGUGUGUGUGUGUGUGUGUGUGUGUGUUUACAAGGGGCUUACAGCACAAGUUUAAUCGCUAACUGCCAUUUAUGUUUCCGUUUUAUGGAAUGCAACAGCAUGAAACAACCCACUGAUUUCAACCCCCGUUAAAGUCCAACCCUCAACGCAAGACCCCGCCCCCUUCAAGGUCCCCACUGCUCACCUCGACAAACCUGAUCCCCCACACACGUGCAUGUUCCGAAACGAACUCGUGCCGGAAAAACAGUAACUCUAAAUAAAUAAAAAAAACAGAAAUGCAGCAGGGCUUCAGUUAAUGCAUGAAAAGAAAACACAAAGAAAAACAAGUCUGUUCUACUCGCUGAACCGCAGCGUGCAUGUGAUGAAUCCCACCUCCACAUCAACAGCACAGACGCCCUUCAAAAUAAAAGGCUUUAGUGUAUUUCAUUUCAAGGGCUUCCAUAUGAUUACACAUAUUUUGUCUGUACCAAAACCAGUCAUUUUGGAUGUCUAAUGCCAACUGUAUUCUUUCAAAAACAGAAAAAAACAAUAUCUAUACAUGGGAAGUGUCUUUCUUUAUUGUACUCCAGUGGAAAAUAGUUUAAAAAAAAACUAACAAAAGAAAAACCUUUAAAGGUGUUUUUGUGAUGCACAGUGUUCGUCUUUGUGAGAGCUUCAGGAUUUCAGGGCGGGGGUCCACUGUGACGUGCGUUUUUCUUUAGCUACGUAGUCGCUAUGCACCUGAGUGUCUGCAGAGAGAACAGCCGGUAAAAUACACAUUCACAAACAGAGCAAAGAAAAAUGUGCAGCAAGACGACAGAAUGCAUAUUUAAGCAGAAAUGGGAAAAGCAUGUUUAUGUCCUGCUUUUUUCAAAGGGUUCUACGUUGCAAACACGGCAGUCAAACAGCUGCAAUAAGCACAAUGUGGUUAGCUCGUUAACUCUCCAAUAUCUUUUUCUUUUUUUUGGCAAUAUUCUGACCGCAGACCUGCGCAGAAAUGAAACAUAUCCAUCCAGGGAACAGAAAGAAACGUUUGUGUUUCGAUUUGAGUUAUUUGUGCACAGGUCUGCUACAUGCUUUCUCUAGUAUGUUGUGAGGUGAUUAGUGUGUGAACAGUAUCUGGUAACACGUGUGUGUGUGUGUGUGUGUGUGGUGAAAUCAGUGUAAUGUGGUCAAACUUUAUACAAAAACAAUAUCACUAAAAAAAGACAAAAACUUUUUUCUACCAUGUGACAGAGGGGACGUGUGUGUGUGUGUGUGUGUGUGUGUGUGUGUGUGUGUGUGUGUGUGUGUGUUCAUGAUGUGGUCAUUAUCAAUGUCAUUGAUAAUCAGAUUAGGGCUGUGAAAUCUGCAGGAGGAGACUUGUUCAUGUUGGAGCCUGGCUCAAGGCAAAGGCAGAAUGUUUUUCCUACAUGAAAAAUGUCGGGUGAUACGGAAGACGAGUAGUGCCACAUGGGAAAAAAUAUUUAAACAUAAACACAGAAUUAAAGUCAGAACAAAACAAACCUUAUAUAUUUAAUUUUACACUCAGUAUCAGGCUUUUUUUUUAACUCAAAACUUUCAUACAUGUUUUUAAAUCUGCCUGUUUUCAACCCCCGUAGAAUUUUAUUUUUUUUAUUGAAUAACAUUUUUGUGAAAUAUUUUCAGGUUGUAUUGGCCUAAAUCCAACCAACUAAUCCAGAAGACAAUUAAGGAAGCAAAUAAAAAGUUUUGUGUAUUAA